Molecule: messenger RNA, 1599 nt
Organism: Malassezia globosa CBS 7966
Lineage: Eukaryota; Fungi; Basidiomycota; Malasseziomycetes; Malasseziales; Malasseziaceae
Exons: 1
Coding region: 1-1599 (532 amino acids)
Biological process (GO): L-threonine biosynthetic process
Molecular function (GO): threonine synthase activity; pyridoxal phosphate binding
Source: RefSeq, a predicted model, not a curated record
AUGAAGUACUUGAGCACGCGUGGUGGGCAUGAGCGCCUGACGUUCGAAGAGGCUGUCUUGCAAGGGCUCGCACCGAAUGGAGGAUUGUAUGUGCCAGCUGAGAUGCCAACGCUUCCAGACGACUGGCAGACGGCAUGGGCGUCGUUGAGCUUCGUCGAGCUGUCCUUCCAGAUUGUGUCUUUAUUCGUGCCAACCACGGCCGAAGAAGGCGGUAUACCGCCGGAUGACCUGCGAGAGCUGAUCACAAAAUCGUACGCGACGUUCCGCCACGAGGACGUGACGCCGCUGCGCCGUGUCUCGGAGCACGAAUGGUGCUUGGAACUGUGGCACGGACCAACAUUUGCGUUCAAAGAUGUCGCUCUCCAGCUGCUUGGAAACUUGUUCGAGUAUUUCCUCGCUCGCCGAAACGCCACCGCUAGCAACGCCAACCGGGCUGACCGUGCGCCCCACACGUUGACGGUGCUUGGCGCGACAAGUGGCGACACAGGCAGUGCGGCAAUCGCAGGACUGCGCUCCAAGGAGAAUAUUCACAUAUUUAUCCUGCAUCCACGCGGCCGUGUGUCGCCGAUCCAGGAAGCUCAGAUGACAACCGUACUCGACGACAAUGUCCACAAUCUGGCCGUCGACGGCACAUUCGACGAUUGCCAAGACAUUGUCAAGGCGCUCUUUUCCGACAAGGCCUUCAACGAUCAACACCAUCUCGGUGCGAUUAAUAGCAUCAAUUGGGCACGCAUCUUGUCGCAGAUUGUAUACUAUUUCGCGGCCUUCUUUGCCCUGCGCCGCGAACAGCCGCAGAUCGACGCUUCGUCCGUGCAGGUUGUUGUGCCUACGGGCAACUUUGGCGAUAUCCUCGCCGGAUACUAUGCGAAGCGCCUGGGCGUGCCGAUGUCGAAGCUUGUCGUUGCGACGAAUGAGAAUGACAUCCUGCAGCGGUUCUGGGCGACGGGACGCUAUGAAAAAGAGUCGGCAUCCGGCGAGGUGCGCGCAACGCUUAGUCCUGCGAUGGAUAUUCUUGUGUCGAGCAACUUUGAGCGCUUGCUUUGGUACCUUGCGCACGAGUCCGACACAGAGGCGGACGACAAGGAAGAGGCCGCUGGGCAGCAAGUCACCCAAUGGAUGCACGAGCUCAAGACACGCGGCUCAUUCGCCGUCUCAGACGCUCAAUGGGAGCUUGCCAAGCGCGACUUCCUUGCAGAGCGCGUGUCGAACGACGAGACUCGCAGCACAAUUCGCCGCUACUUCCGCACGAAGGAAGAGCCCGGAUCCUAUCUCGUGGACCCGCACACAGCCGUCGGCUUCGAGGCUGCGAACCGCCGUGCUAACGGCCAUGCCGUGCCUCAAAUCAUUCUAUCGACGGCUCAUCCCGCCAAGUUUUCCGAGGCUGUCAUUUCGUCCAUUGCCGCCGACUCGAAUGAGGGCGAAGCUGCCCGCUAUUUCGACACACACGUCCUUCCCAAGGAGAUGCACGGCCUCCUAGACAAGGAGCGUCGCGUUGUCGAUGUGAAUGCGGCGCCUGAGGCUGGCUCUAACAAGCUGCAGGGUCUCAUUGCCAGUACCAAGGCCAUCAUUGAGCGUGAUGGCUUCAGCUCACGUAUGUAG